This is a messenger RNA of Athalia rosae (coleseed sawfly), 831 nucleotides long. It is a transcript of the gene EMC6, whose product is annotated as ER membrane protein complex subunit 6. Gene Ontology annotation, biological process: protein folding in endoplasmic reticulum; autophagosome assembly. The transcript is spliced from 5 exons. The record is from RefSeq and is a predicted model, not a curated record. Lineage: Eukaryota; Metazoa; Arthropoda; Insecta; Hymenoptera; Athaliidae. Gene Ontology annotation, cellular component: endoplasmic reticulum; membrane; EMC complex. The coding region runs from base 121 to 465 and encodes 114 amino acids.
AUUUGUGAACGAAGUACCGUACUACGUACACGUGUGAUCCUAUGACCAACUUCACGCUGUUCACAGCGACUAAUCAAUUUUUUGGAUUGACAUAUUUGACACUGGGCUAUUCAAUCAGACAUGUCUACUAAAGUUCGAACAAAACAGGAAAAGAGUGGCGAGAUGAUUGCAUACAGCGAAGGAGCGGUCAGGAAUAACGCAGCAGUUGUAGAAUACUGCAGGAUAUCUAUGGCUGCAUUAUCCGGGAGUACAGCUGGGCUUCUCGGUCUAACAGGUCUUUAUGGAUUUGGAUUUUACAUAUUCGCUGUUGCUGGAUUAUGGGCCCUGUUGAUGAUGAAGACCAGUGGUCAAUGGAAGAAGUAUUUUAUAAGUAGGCAAAGUUUGUUAACAAAUGGAUUCUUUGGCGGGCUAUUUACGUACGUGUUGUUCUGGACAUUCUUAUACGGUAUGGUGCACGUCUACUGAGAACAUCGACUCAAUACUGAAUCUGCUCAACUUGGGGUGACAAAUAAUUUAUGAAAAAUAAUCGACAUCUUGAUUAUUCGUGCAUGCCGUUGACAGAGAAGCUGUGACUGUUCUUAUUGUUCUUGUACUGUAUCUCGUAUAUUCCUUACUAAGUGCAUGAAAGAUAUUUGAAAAGAAUCAAAAAACGUUAUGGUUUCAAAACUGGAAGACUCUAGAUAUACAAGUUUUUAUUGUUUCCUUAAUAAACACAUCACUGUUUUAUAAAAACCUCCAAUAUUUUUGAAUUCUCGUAAUGGCUUUAUUUUCGUGUGUUUUGAUCUCAAAAACACUGAUCUAUUGAAUAAAUAAGGUUACGACUAAAACCAA